Molecule: messenger RNA, 887 nt
Organism: Rosa rugosa (rugosa rose)
Lineage: Eukaryota; Viridiplantae; Streptophyta; Magnoliopsida; Rosales; Rosaceae
Product: probable glutathione peroxidase 5
Exons: 6
Coding region: 156-674 (172 amino acids)
Biological process (GO): response to oxidative stress
Molecular function (GO): glutathione peroxidase activity
Source: RefSeq, a predicted model, not a curated record
AGAUGAGAGAGGGAUAGAAUUUGCAGGCGAAACGUAUCGUCUUCCCCAAAUUGGGGUCCCACCCCACGCCAGCAGCCAGCUCCCCCGCGGCGCGCACGAAAAUUGAGAAACUUGUUCAUCACCCAAAACUCACACACUUUUCAAACUAUAUUCAAAUGGGUGCUACACACUCGUCGUGCCUCUCCGAAAAAUCCAUCCACGAAUUCACAGUCAAGGAUAGCAAAGGCAAGGACGUCGACCUCAGCGUUUACAAAGGGAAGGUCCUCCUCGUGGUUAACGUCGCUUCCAAAUGUGGCUUUACCGAUACCAAUUACACACAGUUGACUGAGCUUUACAGCAAAUACAAGGACAAAGGUUUUGAGAUCUUGGCAUUUCCAUGCAACCAGUUUCUGAAGCAGGAGCCUGGAACAAGCCUGGAUGCGAUUGAAUUUGCAUGUACAAGGUACAAGGCUGAAUAUCCAAUCUUCAAGAAGAUACGUGUGAAUGGGCCAAACGCAGAACCUGUCUUUAAAUUCCUUAAAGCAAGUAAACCUGGAUUUAUGGGGAGUAGGAUAAAGUGGAACUUCACUAAGUUCUUAGUGAACAAGGAUGGCAAUGUCAUUGGACGUUACAGCCCAACAACCUCUCCCUUAAACAUUGAGGCUGACAUCAAAAAAGCACUAGGAGAAGUAUAAGAAUGAAGCAGUUUAGAUGAGUUAUCUGUUUCUCUGUUCAUCAUCUUUCUCCCAUGCCUGUGUUUUUUCUCCCUCUUCUCCUGUCCAUAUAACUUUAGUUUGCUAUUACAUCUUAUUUAUUAUUUGUUUGUGCUUUGUCUUCCCUGUAAUUGACAUUCAUGUAACAAAUGAAAUUACUACUUUGCAAAUGAAAUGUAAGUUGUUUGGUUGUCA